CACGCACCUGCCGCGUUCUAUUACCAAACCAGUUUAACCGACGUCAUGACGACACCUCUUAGCGUGCGGCCCCACCCCACACGCCAGUGUGACAGCUCGCUCGCUCUCUGGCUCUCUGGAUUGUGUCUGCUGAUCUCCUCAGCGCAUCUCUGACACGGGGCGUACGAGGCAGACCUGCGCGGCUUGCUUGGCUAAAAAUAGAUCUUCUUCUUGCUCUUCUGUUUGUCGGUCGAGUGUUUCAAUUCUGUGUUUGUGGGGCGAUGACAAGCCCCUACUCCCCAAGCCCCCUUCUCCAGUGGUAAGGACCCCGUUCCGAGGAUGACAGACCGGAGGAGAGGUGUGUUGCGCCGGCUGAGCGCCGCGGUGUUGCCCGGAGCCGUGCUGUGCGCUUUCCUAAUGACAGUCCACGGCAGUUUACCUGUGGACAGCUGUCCCCGCAGUCUGGACUGCACCAUGCAGCGCCGGCAGUUCUGCAAGCCUGGCUCGAGGGAGUGCGGCCCCUGCAUCUCCCCGCUGGUUGAGGAUGAACACAAGAACUGCGUGGUGAUGAAGCGCAGCCUGCAUGCUGGAAAGAUGUCGACUGUUCCCAGUGUGGAUGAGGAGAUCGACUACCUGGCCUCCAUCAUUGCCAAACAGAGACACCAGCAGGUAGAACUCAAACAAGAAGACAACCCGUCUACUGUGAUUGGGAAUACGCUGGAAACCAGCAGGAAGGAGGAGAUCCCAGUCCAAAUGAACGCAGAUGUCCAGUCUGCCACUGGGGAGGCCAAGGCCAGCCAAAGCCCCACCACAACGGCAAACCCCCCCACCAAACCGACCGUGCGGCACGGGCCUGUGACAUCACCCUACCCUGGCAACGAUGCGCUGCUGCUCACCAUGAUAGUCGUGUGCACUGUGGUUGGAACAGCAGCUCUGAUAGUAGCUGGCGUGUGCUGCGUCAGGUUACAGAAGGAUAUGCGUUUAGCGCAGAAGGUGGACUAUCCUGCGUUCAGAGUGAUGGGCCCCACCACAUUCGAAGGCACGUCGCCCGGUGAUAAGAAGCUGGCACAAAGUGCUCAGAUGUACCAUUACCAGCAUCAGAAACAACAGAUGCUGUCCAUGGAGAAACACAAAGAAGAGCCCAAAGAGCCAGGCUCCGGUGCCACGUCAGACGAGGAGAAUGAAGACGGAGACUUCACUGUGUACGAGUGUCCUGGACUGGCCCCGACAGGAGAAAUGGAAGUGAAGAACCCCUUAUUUGACGAUUCCUCUCUCCGCCCCCAAAAGAACCACCAGUAACCCCGAAACCUGCCCCUCUUUCCAAAACCACCCCCUGAAACCCCCUCGCUUUGGACUGCACAAACAGAGGCAGGAUUUAAGAGAUGAACAGGCUUCUCUACUGAGACUGGAGUCCGAGGAGGGGAAGAAAGCAAAAGGAUUUGAAAUUGGCAGGACGGGGACCCCCAUAGCGCCCCCUAUGGAUUGUGCUUUGACACUGCUGGGAAUCAACCCCCCUCCCCACACACACGCACGCACGCACGCACACACACUAAACUGGAACCAGUGGGAGCGAUGGGCAGACAACUGGUGUUGUCGGACUUUUACUGGGUAGCAAAAGGGUUGAGGGUGGCAGACGGACCUCGAGGAAACGUGUGGGAUUAUGGCCAGAAUCCUUUGCCUUUUUUAGGUGUCUUUUUUAAGGUUUUAUCAGUCGUGCUGGUGGGCACAAUAUUGCAUUUGAAAUCAGAUUUGUUUAUUGCAGCUGGUGCAAUUACUUACUGGCUGGGGUUUGAAAAACGUGUGCUUUAUUUAAAGAUGGAUUUGUGUGUGCAUGUGUGUGUGCGUUCUCUCAGGACAGGGACUGUAUGGAAACACAAGAGAACACCCAAGCCUCUGCGAGACAUUGCUAGAGAGACACUUAGCAAGUAUCGCUCAAGCUUGAAAGAAUAAAUAAAAACAGCGAGAUUUAAAUAAAGUGCAGGUUCGAGGGCCCCAGCAUCGCCAUCACGUCAUUGUAAUAAAUCUAUUUCUAUAUCCCAAUAUCAGAGAAUAAGAGGCUCUCCUGUGGGCAAUCUGACACCCUCUUCCUCUAAACAAACAGUCUGCCUUCUUUUGCCAUUGGCUGAAUACCUCCUGCUUGCUGAUGGGACGGGGGAUGGGUUUUUGUUCUUGUGAUUUGAAUCCGUGUUUGCUUUAGUGCACAAUUAAUCCUUCUGAAGAUUUCUGCUGAGCGACACAUAUGCAUAGCGAUGCAUAUCAUUACUCACUCAGCAACAUGCUUACUCUCUUACACUCACACACUCACACUCACUGCAAUCGCAUUGCAGUACAAACAUGAGCUUCACUCCACAAACACUUUCAUAUCCAACCAUCUACAUGACAUAAAAAAACAUAUUGCAUAUUCAAACAAAUGUAUUUAAUGUAAAUACAUAAAUAAAUGUAUGUAUACAGACAGAGGCACGAGGAGAUUAGAUUUAUAUAGGAACAUAUAUUUAUAUGUAUAGGCACAAUGUUUAUCUAGACCGAGUCAUUUAAUCACACAUCUUGAUUGGAUAGUGGCACAUACUGUUUCUGCAAACUGGGAUUUUUAUAAAAACUGUAGAUUACUUUCUGAUAAUUGAUACCCCUUGCAAUUGCGUAGCAUUGGCAGGAAUAGCAUCUCGUGUGCUCAGCAGUUACCAGGCGUCCACUGAAUGUGAAAGUGUGCGGCAAGAGGGGGCAGACUGGCCAGUGGGUAGCACGGCCGAGGCAUCAGGUAGCCGCGUGGCUGACGUGAAACUUUAAGAGCUGCAUUAGAUACGGUGUUUGAACACUAUGUCAAAUGUUUUGCAAUUAUACGUGUUAUAUUUAAUUCUGUUUGUAAGCUCUCUCUCUUUCUCUGUCUCUGUUUGUUUUUCCCCACGUCUGCGAGACACUUCAUGAUUUAUGCAAAAGCAGACUGGGCCACUGUGCUUGCCCAAUUCGUAUUUCAGUAGCCAAGCAUCAGCGAAGCAUUUGCUGAAAACUGCAUGGCAGGGGGAGGGCUUGUAUUAACCACUGGCAGAGUAUCCGAAGUCUCAAGCGGGUCAGAGACGCCUCCGACAGUAUAAAAACAAACCCUUUGCAGAAGUGGGUUUCAUACUUUUGUUUGCUAACAGUAGUCUCUGUCUUGAAGAGGUUCAGCACCCUCACACAAGGGAGGGGAGGGGAGUCUUGUAUUUUAAAUGAAGCGCAAAGGAUUUCUUUGUCCUUCUUUUUAACUACUCUUAAGCACACUCCUGGCGUUGUGUGUUUAUCUGAAGGCUGCGGUAUUGAGGAGCAUCAAGCACGGGUACCACAGCCUACCUGUCUUUACAUCUCCACUGAGAACCGAGCCCCACACACAGGGGCUGUGUUCCUGGGAGCUGCAUACUGGUAAAAACCUGCAGCAUACAAAUGAAUGGGAUAUCUACUAAUACUCUUUUUAAUAAUAAUCAAAAAAAAAAAAAAAACGCUGCCAGUGAUCAAUACCUAACCCCUCCACCGUCUCUCCAUUGAGUCGAGUCUCAGUUUGACACAGCGCCAGGGUUACAGUUUCCCAGCAGAACCACAGGCAAUGCCCCUGGAAGAGUGCUGGUCCUGGGUGUGUCUUAUAUUAUACAGAGAGGCUGGCCCGCCCAUUGCUGCUGCUGCAUGGAGCCCUGCCCCCCGGUUCUGGAGUGAACGGGGAGGGGGAGGCUCAGGGCUGAGUCCGUGGGGGGGAGCAGGCAGCCCGGGCUCAGUGUAACCCAGUGAUGCUUUAAACUUUCCUCUGAAGCGGCACGCCUGUUUGGAGAUGUACAAAUCAUUUUCAGCUGGGACUGCCUGCAUGUAGACAUGAUUAUUAAAUAUUUGUAUUACACUGCA
Messenger RNA from Acipenser ruthenus (sterlet), 3843 nucleotides. Its product is annotated as neural proliferation differentiation and control protein 1-like. Gene Ontology annotation, cellular component: membrane. The record is from RefSeq and is a predicted model, not a curated record. The transcript has 9 exons. Lineage: Eukaryota; Metazoa; Chordata; Actinopteri; Acipenseriformes; Acipenseridae. Bases 319 to 1278 code for a protein of 319 amino acids.